Colletotrichum gloeosporioides is the source of this 2607-nucleotide messenger RNA. Its product is annotated as Beta-mannosidase B. The record is from RefSeq and is a predicted model, not a curated record. Gene Ontology annotation, molecular function: beta-mannosidase activity. The transcript is spliced from 3 exons. NCBI's taxonomy places the organism in Eukaryota, Fungi, Ascomycota, Sordariomycetes, Glomerellales, Glomerellaceae. Gene Ontology annotation, biological process: carbohydrate metabolic process; glycoprotein catabolic process. The coding region runs from base 1 to 2607 and encodes 868 amino acids.
AUGGCGGUCCUCCGACAUGAUCUCAACACUGGCUGGUCCUUGAAGCAAAAAGAUGAUUCUUCAGAAACCUCAUGGCUUCCGGUGGCCAAGGUGCCCAGCGAGGUUCACGUCGACCUCCUCGCCAACAAGCAAAUCCCAGACCCCUUCUUGGACAUGAACGAGCUCGCAGUCCAAUGGGUCGCCGAAAAGGACUGGGUUUACCGUACCACGUUCCCAACCCCAUCCUCGUCAGCCUCCAACCUCGUCACGGAUCUCGUCUUCGAGGGCCUCGACACCUUCGCCACAGUCACCCUCAACGGCACGGAGAUCCUCACGUCCGACAACAUGUUUCUCAGCCACCGCGUGAACGUCUCGCAGCACCUCAACCCCAGCGGCACCAACAACACCCUCGAAAUUGUUUUCGCCUCCGCUCUUCUCAAAGGCAGGCAGCUCGUCGAGCAGCACUCGCACGAGCACCGCUUCAUCGCCCGCCAGACGGAACAGGGCCGCAUCCCCGUCCGCAAGGCGCAGUACCACUGGGGCUGGGACUGGGGGCCCAUCCUCGUCACCGCGGGCGUGUGGAAGCCCGUGUACUUGGAGCAGUACGCCGCCCGCGUCGACGAUGUCUGGGUCAAGAGCGAAGUCAGCCCGGACCUCGGCUCCGUCUCGGGGCGAAUCAUCGCCAGCACGCAAGGCUCCUCUGUUGGCGCCGCGAAGCUCUCCGUGACAUUCGCCCUCGACGACAAAGUCGUGCUCCAGAAAGACCUCGUGCCUGACAAUACUGGCGCCGUGGAGACAGAUUUCCGUCUCGAGAGCCCCCAGCUCUGGUACCCCUUCACCCACGGCCCGCAGCCCCUCUAUACAAUCACCUCGAACCUCAUCCACGCCGACGGCACCGUCCUCGCAACCCACACCCAGAAAACGGGCUUCCGCCGCGUCGAGCUGGUCCAGCAGCCCGACUCCCGCGGCAAGUCCUUCUACUUCCGCAUAAACAACACGGACGUCUUCGCCGGCGGCUCCUGCUGGAUCCCCGGCGACAGCUUCCUCUCGACCAUCUCGGCUGAGCGCUACCGUGCCUGGGCGAGCUUGCUCGUCGCCUCGAACCAGGUCAUGCUACGCAUGUGGGGCGGCGGCGUCUACGAGGCGUCCGCCUUCCUCGAGGCCUGCGACGAGCUGGGCGUGCUGGUCUGGCACGACUUCUGCUUCGCGUGCGGGAGCUACCCGACGUACCCGUCUUUCCUGGCGUCGGUCAAGGCGGAGGCGCGGGAGAAUCUGAGGAGGAUGCGGGGGCACCCGUCGAUUGUCAUCUGGGCAGGGAACAACGAGGACUACCAGGUGCAGGAGCGGUACCAGCUGGAGUACAAGUUCGAGGAGGACAAGGAUCCGCAGUCGUGGCUGAAGUCGACUUUCCCGGCGCGGUAUAUCUACGAGGAGCUACUCCCGCGGGUGGUGCGGGAGGAGAGCCCCUGGACGGUGUAUCAUCCGAGUAGUCCGUGGGGUGACGGGAAGCCGACCGCGGACGCGAGUGUUGGUGAUAUCCACCAGUGGAAUAUUUGGCACGGUACCAUGAACAAGUACCAAGACGCCGCCCAGAUGACAGGGCGCUUCAUCAGCGAGUUCGGCCAGGAAGGCUACCCGCACCUCUCCACAACCACGGCGAUGAUCACCUCUGCCAGCCAGCGGCGGCCGGGUAGCAUGGCGAUGGACUUCCGCAACAAGGCGUAUGACCACGAGCGGCGGAUGAUGACAUACAUCGCCGAGAACUUCUCCAUCAAAUACGACCUCGCGUGGUUCACGUACCUCACGCAGCUGAUGCAGGCCGAGACCAUGUCGUUCGCGUACAAGGCGUGGCGGCGCGACUGGGGCCGGCCCGGGCACCGCGGCUGCGGCGGCGUGCUGGUGUGGCAGCUCAACGACUGCUGGCCGACCGUCUCCUGGGCCGUGGUGGACUACUGGCUGGUGCCGAAGCCGGCGUUCUACGCGAUCGGGCGGGCGCUGCGGGCGCUGGAUGUGUGUGUGGCGAGGAGGGUGGACGAGUGGACCAAGUGCCAUGCGGACCCGACGCUGGGGGCGCGGGGGACGGAGUUUGAGGUGUGGGUUGCGAGUGGGAAGACGGCGGAUGUCGAGGGAACUGUUGAGGUUAGGUUUGUGUCGAUUGAGACCGGCGAGGAGGUUAGAGAGCGGAUUGAGAGGGCGGUUACGAUUGCUGCGAACGCGACGACUGAGGUUCUGGGGAAGACGAAGGUUGCGGCUUUGAAGGAGGAGUUUGGGGACGAGAGGUUGCCGUUUAGUCCGGAGAAUGAUGUGCCGUUUGUGAUUUGCGCGACGUUGGUGGUUGAUGGCGCGGUUGUUGCGGAGGACUUUGCGUGGCCGCAGCCGUUGAAGUACCUGGAGUUUUCUGAUAGAAAGGUCAAGGUUGUUGCGGAGGAGGAGAGGUUGGUUGUCUCGGCAGAGAAGCCUGUGAAGGGCUUCAUCAUUCAAGAGGAGAGGGGGAUGAAGCUGAGCGACAACGGAUUUGAUGUUGUGCCAGGUGUCGAGAAGGUGAUUAGUGUUCAAGGGAUAGAGGCAAAGAAGCUGAGGUGGACAUAUCUCGGGGCGCCGGAGUCUUCGUUGGGGAUUACUCAGUAA